Molecule: messenger RNA, 784 nt
Organism: Hippoglossus stenolepis (Pacific halibut)
Lineage: Eukaryota; Metazoa; Chordata; Actinopteri; Pleuronectiformes; Pleuronectidae
Product: CMRF35-like molecule 1
Exons: 4
Coding region: 10-639 (209 amino acids)
Source: RefSeq, a predicted model, not a curated record
UGUUGCAUUAUGCUUCCACUUUGCGUUGUUCUGUCAGUUCUCAUCAUGAAAAUCCCAGGAGGAUGUGUUGGCUUCCUUGAUGCCACAGUUCUGUUUCUCAUCUGGCUGACAAAGCAGACAGUGGGCUCGGGUCCGCUCUCCGCUCCAGAGGAGGUGACCGCAGCAAUCGGAGGAUCUGUGACGGUCGCUUGUCAGUAUGAUCCUCAGUACACAAGCAACACAAAGUACUGGUGCAGAGGAGCGGUGUAUAUCCUUUGCAGAAUAGUGGUGAAAACCCCCAGGAACAGAGACAGUGAUAGAAGCUUCAUCGCUGAUAAUAAGGAGGCAGGAGUCUUCACCGUAACUAUGACUUCACUCAACUACAGGGAUGAGGAUGUGUACUGGUGUGUCAUCGCAAUACAUGGAGGGAACAUCCGAACUCGAGUCCAGCUCCUUGUCUCCCACACAGUCACAGUGGUGACACCCACCGCCCCGAUGGCACUGAAUCAUGAUGAAAUAAGUUGGUGGGCGACUCUACGCUGGAUCCUCUUUAUUUUAAUGUUGUGCUGUUUGAUAUCAACUCACAUCGCUGUGUGGCGGAUACAAGCUGCGAAGAAGAACAUGUCGGCAACAACAAUUUCACCAUCACAACUCACUUAAGUAAACAAUUAUGAAUGAAAGUCAGGCAGCACCAUAUUUCUAAUCAUGGGUGAAUUAUAACUGUGUAUGGCCACAGAACCAUUCCUCCAGCAGACACUCUAUCAGAGUGUGAAUUAAACUGAAAAAUAAACCAAGUGAAAAAUUG